This is a messenger RNA of Rattus rattus (black rat), 357 nucleotides long. Its product is annotated as cytochrome c, somatic-like. The transcript has a single exon. Lineage: Eukaryota; Metazoa; Chordata; Mammalia; Rodentia; Muridae. Bases 1 to 357 code for a protein of 118 amino acids. The record is from RefSeq and is a predicted model, not a curated record. Gene Ontology annotation, biological process: mitochondrial electron transport, ubiquinol to cytochrome c; mitochondrial electron transport, cytochrome c to oxygen. Gene Ontology annotation, cellular component: mitochondrial intermembrane space. Gene Ontology annotation, molecular function: heme binding; electron transfer activity.
AUGAUGUCCAAGAGUCUGAUCAUUUGUGAUGUUGACCAGCCCGGACCAAAUUUAAAAUAUGUGAUGUUGAAAAAAGGCAAGAAGAUUUUGUUCAGGGAGUGUGCCCAGUGCCACACUGAGGCAAAUAUCACUGGACCAAACCUCCAUGGUCUGUUUGGGCAAAAGACAAAUGCCAGGCUGCUGGAUUCUCUUCACACAGAUGCCAACAAGAACAAGGGCAAGAGAGAGGAUGCCCUGAUCGAGUAUUUGGAAAAUCCAAAAAGUACAUCCUGGGACAAAAUGAUCUUUGCUGGAAUUAAGAAGAAGGGGAGAAAGGGCAGACCUGUAGCUUAUCUUAAAAAGGCUACUGAUGAGUAA